AUGCCCAUCUCCAAAUCCGCUCCUAUCGCCAUUAUCGGCGCAGGCGUCUUCGGUUUAUCCACUGCCCUCCAGCUUGCCAGUGAUGGGUAUACAAAUAUUACUGUUUUCGAAAAGGAUGACCAGAUUCCGCCUCGCUCGUCGGCCGGUUAUGAUCUUAAUAAGAUCGUAAGGGCUGAGUAUGAGGAUCCGUGGUAUACUGAGUUGACGAUUAAAGCAAUUGAAGCGUGGAAAACUCCCCUUUACGCACCUCACUACCACCAGACCGGAUUCCUACAUCUAGUCUCCGGCUCCGCGCCCCAGAAAGCAGUCGAUACGCUUGAGCGCUUCCUCGCGACAGUCCGUGACCACCCCAAAUACAAAGGCCAGAUCCAGGACGUCAAAACCCGCGAUGACAUCCGCAACAUCGCCUGGCAAUACGACGGCCAAUUCCCCGGCUGGAAAGGCUACUUCAACCGCCAAGCCGGCUACGCCCAUGCCUCUAACGCCCUACUCGCCGUAUACAAAGCCGCCGCAGCCAACGGCGUCAAAUUCAUCCUCGGAAAGAACCGCGGCUGGAUAACCGAACUAAUCCACGACCCCAACACCAAGCAAGUAACAGCCCUCCGCACGCACUCCGGCACCACAAUCCCAACGACUCUCACAAUCGUCGCCACCGGCGCCGCAGCAGCAACCCUGAUCCCGUCCGCAGCGCAGCAAAUCGUUGCCAAAUCUUGGUCCCUAGCACACAUCCACCUGACGGACGACGAGACCUCCGCCCUGCGCAACAUCCCCGUGACCUACGCCCGCGACCUGGGCUUCUUCUUCGAACCGGACCCAGUAACUAACUGGCUCAAGAUUUGUCCUAUGGGCGGUGGGUAUGUCAACACGGACCCUGUGUCUGGACGGUCGUUGCCUCCCAAGACGCUUGCGGAGAGCGAUGUUUUGCCCGUUGAGGACGAGGGGCGGAUUCGGCAGUUGUUGAGGGAGGCAUUGCCCGGGUUGGAGGGGAGGGAGCUUGUGGGGAAGAAGUUGUGUUGGUUUGCGGAUACGAACGAUUCGGAAUUUGUGAUUGAUUAUGUACCUGGGAUGGAGGGGUCUGUUGUGAUGUUGUCUGGGGAUUCAGGACAUUUGUUUAAGAUGUUGCCGAUUGCGGGGGAGUGGGUAAAGAGGUUGGUGGAGGAGGGGGAGCAGGAAGUUGCUAGGUGGCGGUGGAAGGAGGGUAAGGGGCAGGAUGAUGGGAAGGGGGAGGUUAGUUGGCGGCUUGGGGCGACGAGGGAGUUUGCGGAUAUCAACAAGAAGACGUCUAAGCUGUGA
Messenger RNA from Aspergillus chevalieri, 1293 nucleotides. RefSeq names its product NAD(P)/FAD-dependent oxidoreductase. NCBI's taxonomy places the organism in Eukaryota, Fungi, Ascomycota, Eurotiomycetes, Eurotiales, Aspergillaceae. The coding region runs from base 1 to 1293 and encodes 430 amino acids. The record is from RefSeq and is a predicted model, not a curated record. Gene Ontology annotation, molecular function: sarcosine oxidase activity; saccharopine oxidase activity; flavin adenine dinucleotide binding. The transcript has 2 exons.